AAGUCCCUGCUGAGCUGAGAGAGGUGAGUCUAACAGGUCGGUGCUUUGCUAAACCCAGUCCAGUACGGCUCAUAUUGAAGAUCUCUACAUUAUCAUGAGAAGGUGAAGCCCUGUUUCCCAGAGAAACACUGGAAGAGGAUUUCCUACAGCCUGUGGACAUUUGCCAGGGGAUCCUCCCACUUUAUGAACAGGGCUAUGAUGGCAAUGACAGCUGUUUGUUGGUGAGCUUGAGGAAGCUUCAAACUCCAGUCAUGCAUUUUUAAGAAAGUGAUUGGAGGUAGAAGAAGCUUUGUGGUGUUUUUUUCUUUACAUCCUGGCAGAAGGAAACCUAGUGGGGCUAAAAGCUUGCAGCAAACUGCCUUUGAUACUAACAUUUCAAUAAGUCAGUUAUUUUUAAUUAAAAUCAAACAAAAUGUGCUUGAUGCAUCCAAAAACUCGAGCUUUCUUCAGCUGGAGAUCAGCAUACUAAUUAACUAUUUUACCAAGACUGAGAGACCAUUGCAGACCAAACUAUCCAGCCAUGGAGCUACGAGGGAUCCGUGGGACAGUGGGUGGCCCCGACCUGAAGGGUCAGGGAUUAGGAUUUGGCUUCCAAGCCACCGGGAUUCCAGCCAGUUCUGUAAUAACAGCCGUGCAGCAGCAGGACUACUCUGCCAGCGUCUGGCUUCGCAGGAGAGAUAAACUGGAACAUUCUCAGCAGAAGUGCAUCGUGAUCUUUGCCUUGGUGUGCUGCUUCGCUGUGCUGGUGGCGCUCAUCUUCUCUGCCGUGGACAUCUGGGGCGAAGACGAGGAUGGAAUCACGGAGGACAACUGUAGCAGGAACUGCAGAGUAGUGCUUGUAGAGAACAUCCCAGAGGACAUCUCCUUCUUGGACAACGCCACCUCCCACCUCCCCCUGUCAGCAGGACUGUACAGUUUACUGGACAAGGCCAUCCGGGCGGUAGAGAUAGUUUCCCCACUGUGGCUGCUCAACUCCUCGGAUUAUGAGUCCAGCUUCCAGCCUGCUGCCAGACAGGGCAGAGCUCUGCUGUCCAGGCUGCAGGGGCUGAAAGCCAAGGGAGUCCAGCUGAAGAUCUCCAGUGGGAUGAUUGACUCGACUGAGCUCAAGAUACUCGCCAAACACUAUGCUGAGGUCCACUAUGUGAACAUGACAGCGUUGACCAAAGGCAACCUCCACUCGUCCUUCUGGGUGGUCGACAGGAAACAUUUCUACUUCGGCAGUGCCAGCAUGGACUGGAGAUCUCUAGCCACAAGGAAGGAGCUGGGGGUGGUGGUGUACGACUGCAGCUGUCUGGCUCUGGACCUCCACAGAGUGUUCAGCCUCUACUGGGGGCUCCAGUAUAAAGACUUCAUCCCAUCCUUCUGGUCCAAGCGCCUGUUUGCCCUCUACAACAGGGACGAACCACUGGAGCUCACGUUUAACAGCACCAAAGCUCAGGCCUACAUCUCUAGUUCGCCAGAUGUUUUCAUCCCUAAAGAUCGCAGCACCGAUCUGGAAGCCAUUUCCAGGGUCAUCCAGGAGGCUCGACAUUUCAUAUACAUCUCCAUUACUGACUACCUGCCGCUCCUCGGCAGCAGGACCCACAGGUACUGGUCUCGUAUCGACGGUCUCAUAAGAGAGGCUCUGAUCCUGAGGAAGGUGCGGGUCCGUCUGCUGAUAAGUUUCUGGGAAAAGACUCAUCCACUUACUUUCAACUUCAUCUGGUCCCUGAGGAGUCUGUGCAUGGAGCAGGCCAACUGCUCGCUGGAGGCUAAGUUCUUCAACCCCAGAAUGCAGAGGGACGGCACCGUUCAGGGAAUAAACCACAACAGGUUUAUGGUUACAGACAGAGCCAUUUAUUUAGGUAACCUUGACUGGGUGGGGAACGAGUUUACCUUUAAUGCAGGAGCCGGCCUUGUGAUCAGUCAGCCAGAAGGCAUCGAGGAGAGGAACUCCACAGUGGUGGAGCAGCUACAGGCUGCAUUCGAGCGGGACUGGUUUUCAAGUUACACCUGCUCCCUGCAGGCUAAUAAAAUCCCUGCUUGCAACAAGCACCAGAUGAACAGGCGGGUGCCACUCAAAGCCAGCCACCUAGACAGUGGACCAGUGCCUAUCAGAAAAGGGCCGCAUGAUAACAGACCUGCACCGAUGAAGAACCGUCACAAAGUUGAUAGACAGACAUCAGACAAAACAAGACACCAUGAUGACAGACUAAGUAAAGUUAGUCACCAAGACCUGGCCAAUGGACUUGUGCCAAUUGUGGACAGUUACCAAGAGAGGGGUCAAGUCAAAAUGAGCCACUUUGAUGAUGGACAGGUACAAAUCAAAGGUAGCAACCACGACAAUCCAACAGAUCUACCCAGUCAGUCCACUGAGAGCAGCGGCUUCAGAGAGAUCUUUAACGGAUCUCUGUGACUGUAAAGCAUUGUGGGUUUGUUUUCACCAAACAGCAUCUGGAGAACUGCUGUCCUCCAGGGGCAAUGGACUUCUAUCAAUGGAUCUUUGUAGCAUUUUAUUAUUGUCAUUUUGUAGAAAACUAAAACUUUGAGGAUUUAAGUGUCAUCAGGUUUGCAGGACUUGAUCAAGGACACAGAAGAACUUACGGAGGAGAGUAAAGGCUCCUUUGCAGUCAGGCACUUCUGGCGAUUCAUGAAGGAUAAAGAAUGACUAAUUUAUAUGCGAAUAUUACCUUACAACCUUGCGACUUAUUUAAUCUUUUUUCUGUCCUUGUUGAGGUCUCUCAUGGAAAAGGGAACACAUGAAACUAUAUUGAUUGCCUGAGCAUUAAAUGUCACUUCAGCCAUUUGUGGCAGUCAUUUAUCACCCUUAAAAAGGGGGAAUAACACCUGCAUGCCUGUGAAGAGGCGAUGCAGCAUGUGUUGCUACAAUUCCUACAACAAAUAUAAAAAAUAUUCUGCAAAUAGUUGAGAUUUACCACACAGCUUUAGUUGUGGUAGAUCUCUUAUUGCCUCUCCGUAGGUAAAGCUUUGGCCUCAUGUAAAUAGUUAUGUGCAUCUCUGGCUGUAUUCAGACUGAGCUACAGCACAUUAAAACGCUUAAACUUCAGCUCUCUACACCAACCAGAAAGUCCUUUUUGAAAAGUCCAGUUGAAUGACAUUAAUGGAAACAGACAACCUUAUCUGACCUGUCAAUUAACUGUUAAACCCUGAACACUGGUUUUACUACUCUUGUAUUGGAAACAACCCCAUUUAGAGUAGGGGAUCUGGGGCCCUAAGACAUUGAUCAAAUUGUGUCUACCAUGUUUCACUGUCAUUACCUUAAGUACCAGGAAACGGCUGCAAAUGGAUGCAUCACUCCACCGCAGGAUGGUGCAUAUUAAAAUGAGUCUCUUUACGGAGGCUGUGAUUGAAUUAGAUGAUACAUCUGUUGUGCUGUGGCCAUGCAUUCCCCAUCAGUCCCUGCUAUUGAAAAAACUACAGCCUUCACUUGUUUAAAUCAAAGAAAGGUGUGGUGUUUUUUCCCCUAGAGGAAAAGGGGCUAUUGAUCUGAAAGGACCCUUACAGAUAAUCAUUGCUGCUUCCGCAUACAAAUCUUGGAAAAGAGCAGGAAGAGAAUGGUUAUCCAUAAUAUCCUUCCAAAUGCAAUGUUGUGACUUAUCGAACAAAUACUGAAGGAGCAGUUAGAAGAAGGGGCCAGAGGGUCUCUGUUGUCAGCCAAAUCAAUACAAUGAAUUUUUAACAGAGCUCGACAGUUGUUGCAGUUUAACCUCAAGGACAUUUUGGCCUGUAAUGUCAUGCUUGUGACUGAUUAUACCGUAUAUUCCCUUUACCACGCAGAGGCCGAGCUAAAAUUAUAGGAUUGUGAGCGCAGAAUAAUUAAUCUACACUGGACUCAGAUGAUUGUAGCAACUUUCACUUGCUUUUGAAUGAUUGCAUGUCAGUUUACACACGUUUUGCUACAACUUUUAACGACGAUGCUUGUGGGGUGUAUAAUAAUGUAGAAGUAUUUUAUAACUUCCAGAGCCAAUAUUUGGAGCAAACAUGAGAACUUUACCAGAGAGAGCUACAUAGUGAGGUUUUUAUCCACGUUAUACAGGUUGUUAUGGUUAGUGCUUUAAUGUGAAAGCAGCACGUUUUGUCUGAAUUCAUUCAACAGGAUGAACAUUUGAAAAUGUCAUGCUGUCAGGAAACUGGAGCUAAAAGCAGAAAGAUUUACAGACAGUCACUGUGGUUGACAGAAAAUACAUGGGUGGUUACUGAUUGGUCAUUUUUUAGAACAAAAACACCAAAAACUCCCUGUUUCUAGUUUCUCGGUUUUUAAUAUUUGCUGGUCUUUUGGGGCUUUCUAAGAUAACAAUAUGUAAGUUUUUGGACCUAAUUUGAGCUUGAAAAAAUUACAAACAAUUAAGCAAUUAAUCAACAGCUUAAUCUAACAAAGCUCUUCAUUAACUGUGGCCCUAAAAUAAUGCAGGGUUUCACCACUUUUCAGAGCAUUUAUGUAAACAGUAUUUGUGCCUGGCCUGUUUGUGCUGAAGGUCGAAUCUAAGCCACUGUACAGAUGUUGUCAAAACAUGUUUCUUAUAUAUAGCAAGAAUGUGUGAAGCCAAAUAACUGAUAGUAGUGAAAGAUUAAAGAAAUGGUCAAUCAGAGACACAUCAUUUCACAGCUGUAAGCUCAUCACUAUGGAUAACUUCUGCCAUCUAGAGGAUGGCAUGAAAAAUUCUACAAAUUUCAAUGAAAAGCAAAUGGAAUUCAACCUAAUAGAGAAAGUUUUGGUUCUUUCAGUACCCUAAACCUUCUUUUUUAUGUUUAAAAGAACCUUAAAGAGAAGUCUACUUGCUUUUUACUGAAGCUUGCAGGAUUACUAUGACCUGGAUGGCUGAUCUGUUGCAAUAUGAUUUAAUUUCUUAUAGUCAGCAUUGAUCAAGUACAAGUUUAUCCACAUUAUUUACUGAUUAUACACACAGAUGACAAAUUAAAGGAAACAAUCUAAGCCCUUGACCCCUAUAGUGAGAAGAUCUAGUGACUCUUGCUGGUAUAAUUUUGGUCCACUUGUUUCUUUAGUGGGAAUGUUCCCUGGAAAUCAAUACAAAGUUGUUACCGCCUUUAUAGGAUGAAAUAUUUUAUCCUGUUGGGAGGGGUCUCUUUCAGGAUGCUACAAUCUAAAAGUCACAAGGGGGGUCACUGAAUGGUUUGAUGAGUAUGGAAAGGAUUCAGUGUGAGAAUAAGUUUUGAAAGAAUGUUGUUCAUCCUUCCAGAGACUUCUCAAAAUAAUGAUGCACUGAAUCUGCUCUGGCAGUAUGUGGUAGCCCAACACCUUAUGAAGGUUUUUCCUUUAAUUUGUCAUAUGUCUGUGUGCCACUUCAUUUAAAAUAUAAAAAGGAAUGUUAGUAAUUUUGCUCAAAUUUAAUAUAAAAUUGGAAUUUUCAUCAAUGUUCUCAAGCAAGAAUAAUGUAAUACUAACAUGCAAAACAAACAAAAAAAAUCUUUCCUUUGCUGCUGUGUGUGUAUCGUAACACUUUCUCCCUCCUUAUGAGCCACUAAUUCAUUGAUAAUAAUAAUCCUAUAGGACUAACACAAUUACCAGUUCCAUCUAUAUAUUAGUUUCUGCAUACAGAAUGAAUAUUAUAUAUUGUAUGUUAUUAUCUCAGUAAUAACAUCCACAUGUUUAGCACUAUGUCUCCUCAUUGUAUCACUAAUCUGACGGCUGGACUGGAGUCAGAUUCACUAGUUUACGCUGCUAUUAUCUAUGAUUGUGAAACGGAGUGCAGGAAUGCUGCUAAUGCACCUUCCAGGGUCUAUUAUUUGUUUUCAGACUAUUUUGAUCUUGAAAAACAGUGACUAUUUUCCAAUUAUUGUUAAGGUUCCAGAUUAUUUUAGCUAUGAUCACAGAGAACACAGAUGCCAAGGUUUGAAAUCAAACAGUUUACAGUUUCCUACUUGCUAAUUACAGAUUCCAAGCAAAAACAAAUUUAUCUGCAUCACUUCUUCUGCGUUGUAUGUCUGUCCAUCCCUCCAGGGAUUUUAAAGAAAAAGCUGAGCAAUUUCUUGGUGAAAACUGUGUAAAAAUACUAUUUUUCUUGAGGUCUGAAGGGUAGAUGGGUUUCGGGAAGAUAAUAUAAGCUAAUAUUUCGGAGAAUGGAGCACUAUUACUGAGGGGUUCAUUUUAAAUACUCACCGUAAAAGCUUUUUAAUGUUGCCUUCCUUUAUUUUGUUGACUUUUUCUGGCAUCACUGCUGUUUGCAUGCCCUGCCUUUACGAACUGUGCACAGUAGCUAUAAGCCUUUCUAGAGAUGAUGCUAAUAAUGAAAUCUUAUAUACCUUUAAAGAUACAGAAGGAAUGUAUAUUUAUUGAAUACCCUUGUUAAUGCACUCUACUGAACUGUCCAAUCAUUCAAGUUUUUACUCUUAAUAAAAAAUAAGUAUCUUA
Molecule: messenger RNA, 6370 nt
Organism: Amphiprion ocellaris (clown anemonefish)
Lineage: Eukaryota; Metazoa; Chordata; Actinopteri; Pomacentridae
Product: inactive phospholipase D5-like
Exons: 10
Coding region: 521-2395 (624 amino acids)
Molecular function (GO): catalytic activity
Source: RefSeq, a predicted model, not a curated record